UCAGAUCAGUAUAGCCUAUCUACGAAACCUCAUUGCAUCAUUAUACUUGCAUACAUUUGGAUUUUUUAUAUUUUGUACUCUAAUACAUUUUAAUACAUUUGGUACAUAUUAACACAAAAAAAGUGAAGUGAAGUUAAUUUAACAAAAAAGGAGAGUGAAAACGAAAAGGAUUUAAGGAUAACCGCUUAAGGUAAAAUAUAGAACGAUGUCGAGUGUCCACGAGAAGGGUAUCAGCUUCAAGGAUAAGUCGUCCAUCUGGAAUCUGAGCAUUGAUGUUCAGGGUGUGAUCGAUGCCUUGGACAAUCAGCCCAUCGUCCACUAUCUGAACUUGGAGGGCAACACCCUCGGCGUGGAGGCAGCUGAGGCUAUUGGCGAAGCCCUGAAGCAGCAUCCGGAGCUGCGUCGUGCCAUGUGGAGGGAUCUAUUCGCUCGUCGCACCAAGACUGAGGUGCUCCUGGGACUGCAGCACCUGGCCCACGGCCUAAUGGCCGCCGACUCCCAACUGACUGUCCUGGAUCUGGGCAUGAACAAUUUGGGAACUGAUGGCUUUAUAGGAUUGGAUGCCAUACUCUGUUCACGCUCCUGCUACACGCUCCAGGAGCUCCAUCUCGACAACUGCAGCCUGAUGCCCCAUGCCACCGAUAUGCUGGCCCAUUCCCUGUUCCAGUUGUACCAGAGCGCCAAGAAAGCCAAUACGCCAUUGAAGCUACGCGUCAUCACUUUGGGCAACAACUCCAUGGAGGUGGAAGGAUGCAGUCAGCUGUGCGAGGUGUUCAAGGUCAUGAAAACGCUCGAGGUUAUCGAUCUCAAGCAGAACGAUAUCUUUCUCGAGGGGGUCGACACCCUGGCCGAGGCCUUGGCUGCUAACCUGCAGCUGCGGAUCUUCAACAUGAACGAUAAUAUUCUAUCCGAAGGACUGGAAGGGAUCUGUAUGGUGCUGCCGCAGUUGACAAUGUUGCGUGAAAUCGACUUUGGCGACUGCCUGAUUGGCAACAAGGGCGCCUUCCAACUGAGCCAUGCUCUCUUCAAUCACCUCAAUCACCUGGAGUUCCUCGACUUGGGCUUCAAUCAUAUCUGUGUGGACGGCGGCCUGGCUGUGGUCAAGUCUUUGAAGAACAAGGCCAAUCUACGUUACUUGUAUCUGGGUGGCAAUUGUUUUGGAAGUCGCGGCUGCCAGCGUAUUCUCCGCGAAAUGAAGAAACUGCCAACUGCGGCCGCUCUUGGGCCGUUCGAUGAAGACGUUUCCGAGGACGAUGAGUUCUAUGUGGACACUAGCUUCGACGACGAGGAGGGCUUCGAUGCCACUGACGAUCUCAAUGGGCCUGACAAAUAGGCAAUUCCAAUUAAAUUUUGUUCGCAAUAGCCCCAAAUUAAUUUCAAGCUAUUAUUUCUGUCAUUAUUCCUUUCAUUCAUAUUCUGUCAUAUUCAAAAUUUGCAAAAUGUUAACGAACUGAUGUACUUGGCUGGUACUCUACUGGCUAGUCACAGUAUCGUAUAAUUACAUAAUUAAAUACGUACUAUGUACGUAUAUAUGUACGUUAA
Molecule: messenger RNA, 1542 nt
Organism: Drosophila ananassae
Lineage: Eukaryota; Metazoa; Arthropoda; Insecta; Diptera; Drosophilidae
Product: ran GTPase-activating protein
Exons: 2
Coding region: 206-1333 (375 amino acids)
Biological process (GO): nucleocytoplasmic transport; activation of GTPase activity
Cellular component (GO): nucleus; cytosol; perinuclear region of cytoplasm
Molecular function (GO): GTPase activator activity; small GTPase binding
Source: RefSeq, a predicted model, not a curated record